This is a messenger RNA of Callorhinchus milii (elephant shark), 2057 nucleotides long. RefSeq names its product RNA/RNP complex-1-interacting phosphatase-like. Lineage: Eukaryota; Metazoa; Chordata; Chondrichthyes; Chimaeriformes; Callorhinchidae. The transcript has 11 exons. The record is from RefSeq and is a predicted model, not a curated record. Gene Ontology annotation, molecular function: polynucleotide 5'-phosphatase activity; protein tyrosine/serine/threonine phosphatase activity. Gene Ontology annotation, biological process: dephosphorylation. The coding region runs from base 262 to 1437 and encodes 391 amino acids.
AGAGGGAGUGGGAGGGUUUCUUUUCUUUCAACUGAUUUCAAAAGAAAAUACAAUCUUUAUAUUAAAGAGAACCAACCCACUUCUGGAAUGAUCUUUGGAGUCUAAACGCUGUUCACUGAGCCGAUGGUUUUUUUUUGUGUGAGAGGAUCAAGGCCUAGUCUGGUGGCUGAACAAAAUCGGGAGUUAAAACGUUUAAACAGCGCGAUUUUUUCUAUCUAUUUGCUGCAGUGACUUACUUAUCAGCGGUUCCCUUCUUAAACCAUGGUGAAGAAGAAUACUGUCCCCGAUGGAUGGAGAGGCAUUAUUCCUGUUGGGAAACGUCUGUCAGGAACUAGAUUUGUUGCUUUUAAAGUGCCUCUGAAAGGGGCAAUAAGCCAAAGGCUCACAGCAAAACAAAAGUUUUCUCCAAAAGAUCUUAUAGCUAAAAUCAAAGAACAGAGUGAGGAGCUUGGAUUAAUUGUUGACUUGACAUAUACAACUCGCUACUACACAGAAAAAGAUUUGCCUAAAAGUGUACAGUAUAAAAAACUCUAUACUGUGGGGCAUGAAGUUCCAGAUGAUGCUACCAUUCUUCAAUUUAAACGAAUGGUCAGAAAAUUCUUGUGGGAAAACGCAGAUAAUGAUGUUAUUAUUGGAGUUCAUUGUACUAGUGGAGUUAAUAGAACUGGAUACCUUAUCUGCAGGUACCUAAUUGAUGUAGAAGGAAUGGAACCAGAAGCUACCAUUGAGCUUUUCAACAUAGCUCGUGGUCACAAAAUGGAUGGAGCUGUAUAUUUGACUGAUAUUCGAAGUGGACCAAUGAGAAGUAAUUUAGGAAUGGACGUGUUUGAUCCAGAGCCAGAACCUUCACCAAUGGAUCCAUAUUCGCCAUAUUCAUAUGAAGGACCACAUGGUCCAAGACCUUUACUCGAUGAUUAUCCCGGGCCUGGUUCAAGACACGGGCCCUCUUAUGGACGCCUACCUCUUCCUUCUCGAGACUUUGAUGCUCCCCCUUAUAACAGGUGGCAUGAAAGACCAAGACCUCUUCCUCCACCACUUCCACCUCCUCCUCCUUCACUUCUUUAUGGGGAGCGCAGACCUCUUCCCCACUUUGAUGACUACCCUCCAGAGGAAUAUAAUGGACGUUCAAGGUCCAACCAUUUCAACGAACAUAGAGCGAUACGUAACUCAGAAGAAAGUUCACGUGUGCACAGUAGAUAUGCACCAUAUUCCAACAGACCACCCGCACCUCAAGAUCGUUUUAGAGACGAUUUUGAGAGAAAAUCGUAUUCCAUUUCAGGCAGAAGAGAAUUAGAACCACAGCGGUCUGCAAGUUUUCCGGCCUUUACACGUGAUUAUAAUCAUGGUCACCCAAUUGACCACGGUCCCAGCCUAAGUGAAGUAGGCAGCGAUUGCUAUGAUAAUUUUGAUAGAUUUCAUGAAUAUGAAUGGAACUAAAUCACUAACUUUAAUGUAUAUUCAACUUUUUUAUUUUGAGUAUGGUAAAGACUUCUCAUAUUUUUCAUUACAGUUCUAGGCUUUUUCCAUACUGUUUUUUUUCAAAAAUGAAUAUUGAAGGACCAUGAACCCUCUAAAAUGCCUUUUACUUGUUACAUGGACAUAGAACUGUGUAGAUGUAAAGAUGUGCUGGUUUUAUUAGUACGAAGUAAGAUGAAAGUAGAAAUGUACACUCAUUUUUUGUAAAAUCAGUAUGAAUAUAGACUCAUUGUCUGUGUCCAGUUUGUUUCUAUUCAAGCACAACUGAUUGUAGACAUUUUUUAAAAUAAAAAUCAUUAGACUUUUAGUGUAUCUAAUAUUGUAUAUUGCUUGUGUGUCUGGAACUCACUGUCCAUCACAAAUGUUCAGUCAACUUUAAUGUUAUUUUGUACAUGAACUGAAAGGCAAUAUACAGUACCCUGUGAAAGGUUACUUCUGUAAUUCCAUUCAAUUCUUACUGUCAAUCAAAUUGAUUUUUAUCAUUAUAAUAUUCUAAGUUGACCAAAUCAAUGAACUAAUCCUGUUGAGUUUCAUAGGGACCCACUAGUCAAGUAAUAUUACAAUAAAUUCCUUAAAAUAAA